AAAAGGAAGCAUAAUCCACAGUUUCAAAUUUUCAACCAUAGCCAACCAAAAGUUACUCUUCUUAUCCAAAUAUAAUUUUGAGAAAUAUCAUAUCAUGGAACAAGGAUAACAGAACUCAGUACCACCUCACCCCAUUCUUCCUUCUUCUGUUUGGCAUGGCUGCCAUUAACUCUUGUCUCCUCUCUCUGAAUAUGAUCUCCGGUUCUAGAUCCCCGAGGAAAAGCAUAUCCAUAGUUCGUCCUCAUCUCCACUACAGUAGCUUAACAAGAAAUAUUCCAUUGCCAGGGGUAGCUUCAAUCUCAUAUCCGGAAUACUUGGAAAGUGAGUUCAGUGGACAUGGAGUCACCUUCACAGGAGUUAAUGAGAGCUGUGUUGUCCGCAUGGCGUUGGAGAAUGGAAGUAUAGCUAACUUGAUGCUUCCAAGUGGUUUGAUCACAUCAUACAAAGCUCAAAUGUGGCAUGGAGGCACAAUGGAGUUGCUUCAUACCACUGUCUCACAAGGACAGGAUGGUUCAGCAGUCAUUGAAGGAGGAGUUUCACUAGCCUGCAAUUGCGAGAACGAUGAAGGUCUUUCAUGGUCGCCAAGUUCUUGGGCUCUUCAUCAAGUUAAAGGAGAUCCUCAAGGAUCUAUUCAGGUGGAAUUGAUUUCCAGAGGUUCAGAUGGAAAGAUUGAGGCUAAGUAUAUGGUUACUCUGCAACAAGACGUUUUAACUUCAGAGAUUAAAGUAUUUAAUUUAGGUAUUUCGAGCCUCCGGAUGAUGGGUUCAGUUCUUAGCCAUCUGACAGUAAGCACACCAGAAGCCAGCUAUGCAGUGGGACUGCAAGGGUCAGAUUUCUUCAGUAAGCCUCCAUUUUUAGCUAACUUCAGCAUUCUUCCUCCUGGCUUUGGGAAGAGGAACAAUCAGGCUUCUAAGAAAUACUGGGUUGAGGAAAUAUUCUCAAGCUGGGGUACAAAAAAUCAAAACUACGAGGAAACAGAAAAAGAGUUGGAGGGUGAAGAAACAGAAAACUACAAGCAUUUGACUGAUGAAAUGAGCAAAAUUUAUAAAAGCGCACCUAGGAACUUCACAGUCAUUGAUCGGGGAAGACGAAACUCAGUGGUAGUAGGAGGGGACGGGUUCAACGAAGUGUACGUGCUGAGUCCUGGCUCAAGACAUGAAAGUUAUGGCAGAUACUCUUACAUAUGUGUUGGGCAAGCCGCUUUGCUUCAACCAAUAAUCAUAGAAUCUCAGACUGAAUGGAGAGGUAAACAAAGCUUGCAUAACCCAAAUAUGUGAAGUUCUGAACCAGCAAAGCAGCUUGUUUUGACACAGAAUAGAGUUCUCAUUGCAAAUCAAGAGAUGGCAACAUAAAUCAAGCAGAUACACUUGAUUUAACCUUGAAAGAGAGCUCUGAUGUGGAUAUUAAGCUAUAAAUCCUAUGAACAAAGAUUUGAUUGUUAGAAAGAGAGGUCUGUUGUGGAUAUUAGCUAUAAAUCCUAUGAAAAACCAUUUGGUUGUUAAAAAGAUAGGUCUAUUUGUCCUGUUGCCCAUGUUUUCCCUCAUUAACUCAAGUAAAGCUUACAAAUAUAAUUUCAUUCA
Lycium ferocissimum is the source of this 1580-nucleotide messenger RNA. RefSeq names its product protein NDH-DEPENDENT CYCLIC ELECTRON FLOW 5. NCBI's taxonomy places the organism in Eukaryota, Viridiplantae, Streptophyta, Magnoliopsida, Solanales, Solanaceae. Gene Ontology annotation, molecular function: carbohydrate binding; catalytic activity. Bases 156 to 1277 code for a protein of 373 amino acids. The transcript is spliced from 3 exons. The record is from RefSeq and is a predicted model, not a curated record. Gene Ontology annotation, biological process: carbohydrate metabolic process.